AUGAACAGCGAAAGCUCUCGGUCUCACCUGGUGCUGAUCAUCAGGAUCAUCAGCGUCAACAAAGAGACUAAGCAGCAGCUGCGAGGGAAGUUGCUCAUCUGCGACCUUGCUGGUUCGGAGCGGCUGUCGAAGUCCCAGGUCACAGGCGACGGCCAGAAGGAAGCGAUCGAGAUUAACAAGUCCCUCACAUCUCUGGGCGACGUCAUCGAGGGUCUUACUAAGGGGUCAAAGGUGAUUCCAUACCGGAACCACAAGCUCACGCAGCUUAUGCAGGACUCCCUGGGCGGCACCGCCAAAACGCUCAUGUUCAUCAACUGCUCGCCCGCGAACUCGAACCAGGACGAGACGAUCAUGGCUCUGAAGUACGCACAGCGCGCGAAAACCAUCACUAACAAACGGUGA
Molecule: messenger RNA, 402 nt
Organism: Prorocentrum cordatum
Lineage: Eukaryota; Dinophyceae; Prorocentrales; Prorocentraceae
Source: the annotation of a GenBank genome assembly